Molecule: messenger RNA, 1016 nt
Organism: Leopardus geoffroyi (Geoffroy's cat)
Lineage: Eukaryota; Metazoa; Chordata; Mammalia; Carnivora; Felidae
Product: NKG2-A/NKG2-B type II integral membrane protein-like
Exons: 6
Coding region: 1-696 (231 amino acids)
Biological process (GO): stimulatory C-type lectin receptor signaling pathway; positive regulation of natural killer cell mediated cytotoxicity
Source: RefSeq, a predicted model, not a curated record
AUGGACAACCAAGGCGUGACUUAUGCGAAAUUCCAUCAUGCUAAGGGCUCAAAAAGACAGCCAGGGCAACCUAAGGACACGAAAAGUUCCAUUUCAGUAACUGAGGAGGAGAUAGCCUAUGCAGAAUUGAAUCUUCAAAAUGCUUCUCGGGACCUUCAAGGGAAUGGCAAGAACUCUCCCUGCAAAGAGAAGCUCAUUGCCGGUAUCUUGGGAAUCCUCUGCCUCGUCUUGAUGUCCACUGUGGUAACAAUAGCUGUUAUUCCCUCUACUCAAGGACGAGCGCAGAACAAAACAUCCCUGGAAACGACAAUCCAGAAAGCAUGUCUCUGUUGUCAUUGUCUGAAAGAGUGGUUUACGUAUUCCAACAAUUGCUAUUAUAUUAGCACCGAGGGAAAAUUAUGGAAGGAGAGUUUGACGUCCUGUGCUUCUAAGAAUUCUAACCUGCUCUACUAUGAUGAUCAAGAGGACAAGUUUUUGUUGAAUUUACUCCGUGCUAGUACAUGGAUUAGAGGCUCCCAGAGAAGCCAUCAUAGUUCAUCUGUGCAGCCAAAAGCCUUAACCCUUUCUUCCGAAGUGUUGUCAGUAUCUUCAGAGAUUGACAAGAAUUGUCAAUAUAUCGAUUUUCGUACAAAAAAAAUUUAUUUUGCACCGUGCUCAUUAAGAAGACGAUAUGUUUGUAAGCACCAGGCAUUUUAGUUACCUCAUUUUGGUAUAAUGCUGUUUCACCAUUGAUAAGGAAUCCAUCACUCAUUACUUCAACAGCCAUACAAUUGUUUUCGUUGCACAUUUUGAAGAUAAUGUUUUUUAGUGUAAUUUUAGAUUCACAACAAAACUAAGAGGAAGUUCCAGAGAAUCCUCUAUUGCCCCUGUCUGCACACAUGCAUGGGGUCUUCCAUUAUCGCCAUCAUUCACUAGAACGUUUCAUUUUUUAUCAAGGAUGAAUCCGUAUCAAUGCAUAUAUAUCACCCAAAGUCCAACGUGUACCUGAGGCUUCAUUCUUUGUGGUAUAGAACUGU